CGAAUCCAGUAGGUUCAGUCGUAGACUCGCGCGCCUACCGUGAGGGUGGCUGCUUACCACGCAGUUCGCCGCUCACCUCUUUUGUGCUUCCCACCAGUUCCGUCACUCUCGUUUUUACUUAUUCUUGACCGCGAACCGUCCUUUAUCGCGUUCCAUCGUGGUCCAAAUUUUCGUUAAACUGCAAUUCAUACAUAUCGUGAUAAGUGCGUGGGUAGGUGCGUGCGUGUGUGUUCAAGGAAAUUUAAACAUAUCAGCGACAACUGACAACACGAGGUCCUCUGCGUGGUGCAAACGAGCAUAAGAUGCUGCUAUAAUCAAAGUUUUUGGUAUAGCAGAUAUGGUACAGCGAUGAGCCUGCAGGCACAGGCUCAAGCCCAACGCCCUGCGAGGUACUCCCCUCAGGAGACCGUCAAGAUCUACACGGAUUGGGCAAAUUAUUACUUGGAAAGAGGUGGUUGUAAAAGAAGAGUGACGGAUCUUCAGACUGAUCUCUGCGACGGUGUCCUCCUUGCUGACCUAGUUGAAGCAGUCACCAACCAGAAGGUGAUCGACGUUAACAGGAAGCCGAGAAACGCUCAACAAAUGGUCGAGAACGUGAGCCUUUGCGUGGGAGCGCUCCGAGCUCUCGGGGCGGACGUGGGUUCGGUGAAUCCUGGGGAAUUGGCGGCAGGAUCAACCCUCUGGCCAGUCCUUGCCCUUCUUUUUGCCCUCUCACGAUACAAGCAGAGAGCCAAGCAGCUUCAAGACAUGCCUAGAUUGCCGUCUCCGUACAAUAAGCAAUCGGCUGUCGGUGGUGCAGGUAGUGGUCCAGGGGGUGGGACGAGUAUACCCUUACCUGCCACCGUAGCUGCCACCAGAAGGUGCCCUCCGGAUAAAGUUAGACCAGCUCCGACGCCCACGCAUCAGUCACAGCUUGGUGGUUUAAAGCACGGAAACGGUGGCAUAGGAAGUGCUAGUAGUUCCAGAAGUACGAGCCCUAGCCAGCAACAACCGCCCCAAGGCGGACUCUCCUUCAUUCCUCAGCCCAGAAAUCAAAAUUCUACUAAUAGACAAACUACGGCAACUACACCGAGCCCUCGAACGUCGACGGUGGGAAAGCCAAGUGGCACGAGGGGUAGCCAACAAUCCCCGUACACCUCGACAGGACCGCCGACUCAGCAGAACAAGAACUCUGUCCUGGACAAGUUUAAGCUGUUCAACAACAAGGAGAAAAAUCAGGACCGCGGUAAAGCUUCGUCCGGUGUAUCGAAACGUACCUCAAGUUCCUCUGGUUUCUCCUCAGCAAGGUCAGAGCAUUCGGACAGUUCGACGUCGCUGUGCGACCAGAGCAGAGUGCAGGUGGAGUCGCCGAAGAACCGUGCAUUGAAGUCGAAGCUUCAGUCGACGAAACCAGGGAAGCAGGCGAGCCCGAAGACCGCGAGGAAAGAGCAGAGCAAAGGGCAAAGCAAGAUCGCGCGAACGAAAGGCGCGCCCGAGAAACAGCUGGCUUAUAAUCCGCCGUUGGAAGAUGUCAAGCCGAGCAGCAAGAUCGGUCCCGUGGCUGCGAAGUUGGCGGUGGACAAGAAGUCAUCGAAUCUCCAGGAUAUGUUGAAGCAACCGCCGUCCGGUCAAUUGCAGAAGGCAAAUCCCUCGAUGUUGGUGGCUGCUAAACAGAUCGGUGGACAGGACGCGAAGAACUUUGCCGGUGCAAAGAACGAGCCGGCGAAACAGCCGCCUAGACCGAAGAUGGAGCUACCUGGUAAGAUAGCGGACGCGAAGAUUCAGCUGCAAAGCGUGAAGGUACCGCCCAACGGGCUGAACAAGGACGUCCUACUGCAAAAGGGACUGAUGAGUAACGCUAACGGGAUGAUCAAGCAGCCUGAUCAAGAAGAAAUCCGCAACACCGAUGAAAACGAUCAUGCCUUGUCUUUGAUGAAUCAAGCGAAUUUGUCGGAGGAGAGGUCGACGAUAGACAGACAGAAAGAGAUCGUCAACGAGAAUCAUUCGAUGACUCUCGACAAUGCUGGUAGCCCCUCGAAACAGAACGCAAGUUUGCCAAUGAAACCUAAGCUUCCGAAUGAUCUGCAAGAUGUGGAUCGCACGAACAGAAAGCAAACACCUCCCUCGUCCCCUCGUCAUCAUUCAGAAACGACGAUAGACACGAAAAUGGCGACUAUUCAAGAAGGCACGACCGCUCAGACGAACAAUACCCCGUGCCACGAGCAGACCUCGAACGCCUUGAAUUUUGUACAAAACAAACAGCAGCUUCCGGUACUCGGUAGUCCGCUUCAGGGUUCUACUUUGAACGCUUCCGGCAGUCCCGGUUCCAGCAUUCCGAAGCCCACGGCCUUGGUGAAAGGCACCUCGAAACCGCCGAAGGAAAACAGCAUAGCUGGCGUGGCGACGCCUACGAAAUUGAAGGCAGACGCUUUGCAUCGCAAGCUCGACCCAAACACCGUCGCAAUGGUGUCACCGAUGCCGAGCAUUUCGGAUCUGAUGUCCGAGAGUUCGCACAGCAACUCGAACAGCACCGGGCAAAGUAACUCGAGCGAUAGCAGCGUUAUUUACAGGCCAAGCAGCGAGAGUGGCAGCGAGAUCAAGACGAUACCAAAUAGGAAAAUCGACACGACCUUCGAGCAAAUGGAGAAGCCCAUGUUACAGGUCUUAUCAGAAAGUUCAAGCUGCGGGGGAGGUUCGAUGGGGGACGACGAAGCUGAGAUGACUGUAAAACCCAUGCAACCUCUGCUCCGUGGUUACACUCCUGGGGCAAGGGCCCUUCAGACGUUGCCCAGCAGAACGACCGCUCGACAGUACACGAUCCUUCAUUCUUCUUCUCAUCAUCAUGUCGGUCACGAUUACGCGGACAUCGACGUUGCCUCCGGCUAUCUAAGCGACGGGGAGGUUCUUCGAGGUGGUAUGACCGUCGGCAGCAGAACUCUAUCCGACUUGUGCGACGGUUACAUGUCCGAGGGUGGUGCUUCCUUGUACGCUCGCAGAAUCAAUCCAUCUUACGGCCACGAUCAUGAGAGAUACGUGGGUGGCUCGAGGCGAGAGCUGUCGGGGGUGAAGGAACUGGUGACCUCGAGGAGGGUGCAGAAGAGACCGUCGGCGAACGUAGUAAGGUCGGAUGGAGGUUGCAUCGGGGGCAAUCCAGGAAGUGGCGGCGUCAUCGGUGGUGGUUUGCUAGGCGGUUGCAGCGGUGGUAGCGACGCCUUGGCGGAGUUAACCAUCGAGGACCUGGCAUCUAUUCCCGCCGGAAAUCACACCUCCGCCAAUCACACGGGCCAUUCCUCUCAUCACAAGAGAGUGCCGGGUGGUGGUGGCGUGAUUGUGGGGGGUGGCAGUAGUUCGGCCACCCCCCAAGGUGCACAACAGGGCAGCAACCUGGUGUACCGCGUGGUCAGCUCCAGGCAUCCCGGUGGUCAUCAUCCUCACGUGAAAAAGUCCGACAGUUCUCAGCAAACGGACAGUUCAGCGUUCAAGCACCAGCAACAACAACAAAGUUCGAACAGCUCAGGGAACAGUAGUUCAAAUAGCCAGCAAUGGAAAAAGUACAUCGAGGCUGGUGCUGCGAGGGAUCGGGAAAGAGACAAGGAGGGCGCACCCCCGAGUCCUAGUCCCUCCAGGCGAUCCCAGGAUAAACACCGUAAGCAGGCCAUGGCUGAAUAUGCGAACGGCGAGAAACCGCAAAAGAUAUCCUCAGGAACAUCAACCAGUGGCAGCAGCAAAGUCAGAGGUGUGCCUCAGAGUUUUGGAUACGUGAAGAGACACAGUGCCGGUACCAGUCCCAGUCCGAACGGGGUCCAAAAUGGAAAGGAUGCUACUCGGACAGCUCAAGUUAGCGCGGUUCCUAGAACUAAGGUUAAAGUAUCCGGUGGCACGCAAACGUGUACCACGGAACUGCAGGCUAAUUCAUCAGCGUCGAAUCAAGGACAUCAUUACAAGAGUUACAGUCUCACAGGACCAAGUGCCAGUCAGCUUUCUCAGUCGGUACGGGAUCGGCUUAUGCUCGGUUCGCAGAGUUUGCCGAAACCUGGUAGCCCAGAAUUCACGGCACUGUUCGCGUCCGCCCAUCAUCGCGAAAGAGGAUCCGGCGGAGGACCAAGUGGCACUUCCUUUUCGCCACGAGUACUCAAACCUUCGGACGGAAGUCUCAGCGAUACGUGCAGCAAUUACGCGGCACCUGAUCUUCAAGGUUACUACACGCCUAACAGUCCGUACACCACGUCCUGGAUGAGACACAGCAAUACUUAUACACCGAGUGGACGCUCUCAAGGAAUGGGUUUGUGCGAAGCUGACAGCGUAGAAUCCUUGGGAUCCCAUCGAGCAAGUUUGACCCAUGCUCGAUUGUUAAUGCACCAAAGGGAUUCGACAGGAUCUCCAGCUCCACCUAGGCUCAACCGAAGCAACUCGAUCAGCCAUCUGCGGGACAGGACAUUCCCAAGAUCCACGAAAAGCGAAAAAAUGUAUCCGUCGAUGUUAGCUAGAGGAAGCGGAGCUUCGUCUUCUGUCGGUGAAGAAGUUGGGGUCGGAAUUGGAAUGGGAGUCGGUGUUGAACCUUAUUACAGUGUUCCUGUUGGAUCUACCGGGUGUACUGGACAACACUGGUCUCAACCGACGUCUCCUACUCCCACGCAUACUUCACGACAACCACCUAAUCUUUAUCAACACGUGCACAAGGACGAUGAUAUCCAUGGUUCUUCGGUGUCUUUGGUAUCGACAGCGAGCAGUCUGUACAGUUCAGCCGAGGAGAAACAGGCGCACGAGUUGAGAAAAUUGCGACGAGAAUUACUGGACGCUCAAGAAAAGGUCCACUCGUUGACCAGCCAGCUAUCGACAAACGCGCAUGUGGUAUCUGCUUUCGAGCAAUCACUGUCCAACAUGACACAACGUCUGCAACAGCUCACCGCAACAGCCGAAAAGAAAGACUCCGAGCUUCAGGAGCUGAGGGAAACGAUCGAAAGGCUUCGAAAGCAGAGCGCCGAAGCCGGCCUGAACAAUGGACCGUCCGCGAACAACGGUCGCCGUCACACUCUCGGCGAUUCUGAUUCCGGAACGACUGGCUGUACCGGGAACAGUAAUCACCAGGGUGCUUCGAUGGCGAGACAGCUGUCCGCGGAUAGUGUCACAUCACUGAACUCGUUGAGCAGUGCUUGUUCGGCGAGCAGCCAUCAGAAGAAAAAGGGCUGGCUUCGUAGCUCUUUCUCGAAGGCUUUCUCAAGGUCGCGAAAAAACCGGCACGGCUCAGUGUCCGACGCUGAAGAUUGCAAAGAAACCACCGGCGGAGAGCUUAGCGCCCCUAACAGCCCGAGGCUACCGACUGCCGCCAAGCAUGAUUCGUCCAGGGGUCAAAGUGCCAGAAGCAAUGGACAAAAAUCACCGGAAGUUGAGAAUCCAUUGACUGGAAGCAAGAGUAGCUCUGCGUUGUAUAAGAAAGAGGACGAAGACGUGGUUGAAUUGAAGAAACAACUCAGGGAAAAGGAUCUCGUGUUAACAGAUAUCAGGCUCGAAGCUCUGUCGUCGGCGCACCAGUUGGAAUCCUUAAAGGACACCGUUAUUAAGAUGAGGAACGAGAUGCUGAAUUUGAAACAAAACAACGAGCGUUUGCAAAGAUUAGUGACAUCAAAAUCCUUAACAUCCUCCCAGUCGUCGUUGCCUAGUGAUCCGGACAGGCGAUUCAGCAUGACGGAAGUGGCUUCCACCGUGGCUGCGCUUUCGAACGGUGACACCGGUACAACCGCGGACCAGUUGGAAGACUUGAACGUACCGGAGCAUACAGUGGUAGCGAGCAACACCUCCACCGUGGGAGAGCCAACCUUGGAGCAGGACACGGACGGGAAAAGGAUCAACGUGGCUAUUUAUCUAGGCAGCGAGAAGAAUUUCAAUUACAAUCUUGUGACUGGAAGUACCUCGGAUGGUAGCAUGGGUGAACCUCCUCACUGUGUCAUUGCGAACGUCUGCAUCAGCAAUAAAACGACAUGGGACUCUCUUGAUUCCACUGUACGACGUUGCUUCAAGGAAUACGUUUCCAGAGUCGAUCCUGUGACGAAUUUGGGUCUAGGCGUUGAAUGCGUUGCCGCUUAUCAUCUUGGAGAAGCGUCCAAAUGCACGACGGACUCUCAGCAUCCAGAAUUACUUCCUUGCGGCUAUCUGAUUGGCCACGUGAAAACCAUUUAUUUGGUGCUUUCCGGUUACUCUUGGCUCGCCGUGGACACUCUAAUACCGCGGUCCAUUGUGCAGCGAUUGAUAUCUCUGCUCACCGAGCAUCGUCGGGUUAUUCUAUGCGGGCCGAGUGGUACCGGUAAGAGCUAUCUGGCCGGAAAAUUGGCUCAUGCCUUGGUAGAUGCUGACAACGAUACGAAGGAUGCUACCGCGGUGGCUACGUUCAACGUUGAUCACAAAUCCAGCAAGGAAUUGAGACAGUAUCUCGCUCACAUCGCGGAGAGAUGCGACUCGAACGCAGCCGAUGAACUACCGAGGGUGAUCAUUCUUGAGAAUCUGCAACAUGCCGCGUCCUUGGGAGAAUUGUUCAGCGGUCUUCUGGGUACCAGACACUCGUCUUGUCCAGCCAUCAUCGGAACCAUGAGCCAGGCCACAUGUAGCACGACAAAUCUUCAGUUACAUCAUAACUUUAGGUGGGUGCUGUGCGCCAAUCACAUGGAACCAGUGAAAGGAUUCUUGGGCCGUUAUCUUAGACGAAAAUUAUUGGAACACGAGUUACGGGAGUGCGGUGGUGCCAGGAAUGCAGAAAUGGCGGCGGUCGUCGAAUGGUUACCACGGGUCUGGCUACAUCUCAACAAGUUCCUAGAAACUCACAGCAGCUCCGACGUGACUAUAGGUCCACGUCUAUUUCUGUCCUGUCCGAUGGAAGUAACGGGUUCUCAAGUAUGGUUCACGGACCUUUGGAACUACUCGGUAAUACCAUAUCUGGUGGAAGCUGUCAGAGAAGGAUUAACACUUUACGGCAGACGUGUGAGUGGAAAUGGAAACGGUGAUUCCUCUUGGGAAGAUCCAGCGCAAUUUAUCACUUCGAGCUAUCCAUGGAUUUCUACGCACGCGGUUCAUGGAGGCAGCGAUGCUCUUCUUCGUUUACGACCCGAAGACGUUGGCUAUGACGUCGUUACUUCGGGACAUCCUUCCGGGGUCGGCGCGUCCAGUGUUAAAAGCCUUGGCAGUACGCACAGCGAUACCGAAGGAGAUCCGCUGCUAAACAUGUUGAUGAGGUUACAGGAAGCAGCCAAUUAUUCGAGUCCUCACAGUAACGACAGUGACUCGGUUACCUCCCUCGACUCGUCGCACACUCGACACUCUGAAGAUUUAAGUACAUCAACAUCUUCGUCAAGGGGCGUAGAAUCAGCGCUUUAAUUUACUGCCAGCGAUGAAAAGAAAGCAGUACUUUAGAAAGACGAUCAUGUGCAUCGGGCCAGUUUGUAACAAGCAGUUUCAAAUACAAUUUAUACUAUUCAAGGCGUAAAAAGGGAGUAUAAAAACGUGACAAAAAAAAAAAAGAAGAAAUAAAAAGAAUCAAAAAUAAAUUUUGGAUAUCUUUAGGAUACAGAUCUUUCCUUUUUUUAACUUUUUACAAUAAAGUAUGUCAAACGGGCGGCGAAUGAUUAAACGAGAACCGUGAUGUUUUCAACGGUACGUGAUAUUACCGAUGCUCUUUAUAAAAUACGUCCUUCCAUUUGCUCUAACGUAAGGCGGAGUGAUGUGCAUUAUAAAAUGAAAAUGAUAAAUGUCAAAAAGAAUUUUUUCAAUGCCUACAACUGGCCUAUAUUUAUUCUAGAUUUUUUAUGUGCGUGAAGCACCUCGGUGUGAUAUGUAAUUAAAAGAAACUUAAUUAAGUCGAAAGCAGAUUACUUCGAUGUUUUUCGAACAAUGUACCGUCUUCCGUUGACAAGAAGUCCCAUGGAAAUAGCGCGAUCUGAUUGGUCGCGCACCGUCUCGGCUCACACGUGACUUUGAUAGUAACGUAUUAUUGGUCGAUGCGAUCACGUGUACAGGGCCGACCGGCGCAUGCGCGGCACACCUGUCUGCCGUCCCGCAAGAUUUCUUGUGAUCGGAGGAUAGUACGUACGUAAACGCGUGCAUCAACUGGUGCACGCGAUGCAAUAAUUCACGCUGCCGUUAUGGAAGUAUGAGUCUAUUUUAAACAGAUACAUUUCUACGAUCAAAUUGUAGCUUGACAGCGAUACUUCACUCGAGAUAUUUGGAUGGAAUAUACAGUAUUAUCGUGUAAGAGUCGUGUAAAACGAGAAAAGGGCUUCGAACUGAGCCAUGAUUUUAGGGAUCGAGAAAUCGUCAUUCCUCUCGUCCACUAUCUUCAGGUAAUAGAGCUAAUCGUUAGACAGAUCUCAUGGACGUAACACGCUCAAAUAAAGUGUAAUUUGUCUCGCCUUUAGGAACGCAGCGCAGUUCGAAGUAAAUACUGAUGGUGAAUGUGCGUGCAAAAGAAAAUAGUCUAUUUAUACAUACUUUGCUACGAAAACUCUAUUUAAUUAAAGAAUGUUAAUAUAAUAAUAAUACACACACACACACACAUACAUACACAACUUAACAAUGACGGCGCUAAAUGUAUGUUACGGAUAAAGUUUAUAAUUAAAUAAGAUACGUGAGUAAUUCUGGUCAUGUAACAUUGUAAAUAGGAGACAUGAGUGGGACGUACUAUGGCGCACUAGAUGCGAAUCGUUUUACAAACCCAAUUGCUAGCCGACGAGUUCUUUUUUUUUUGAUAAUGAUGUUGUAAAGUGUAAAAAAAAAAAACAGGAUGGAAGGCAAAGGAAUUGAUCCCUUACGUGCAACAUGUCAAAACGACAGGAGAGACAGGCUAUGCAGACUAUACAUAUUGUACAUGUUCAACAGGUUUUUGUAAAACCGAUCUUUCAAUUUCGAUCGGUGGUACGUGGUGAAUAAGAAGAUGUGCAUGUAACGUAAUAAUGAUUAUACAAUUGCAUUUACAGGUUUUUUACGUUUGUAACGUAUUUAUACGCUGUACGACGCUGCACUCGACCUUUAUUCAAAUAAUAAUUAUUGUGUCAUCAAAUAAAUCACACUAAAACUUUA
This is a messenger RNA of Osmia bicornis bicornis, 9042 nucleotides long. It is a transcript of the gene sick, whose product is annotated as protein sickie. Gene Ontology annotation, biological process: neurogenesis; nervous system development. The record is from RefSeq and is a predicted model, not a curated record. NCBI's taxonomy places the organism in Eukaryota, Metazoa, Arthropoda, Insecta, Hymenoptera, Megachilidae. Bases 349 to 7344 code for a protein of 2331 amino acids. The transcript has 24 exons. Gene Ontology annotation, molecular function: ATP hydrolysis activity; protein binding.